This is a messenger RNA of Pedinophyceae sp. YPF-701, 1731 nucleotides long. NCBI's taxonomy places the organism in Eukaryota, Viridiplantae, Chlorophyta, Pedinophyceae. The record is from the annotation of a GenBank genome assembly.
AUGUUCGUGCCGGCCAAGCCCGCGCCGCUGGCGCCGCGCACGGCACCAGCCCGUUCAACAGGGCUCGCCGGCUCCGCGCUCCCGCUGCGGGCAGACGCGGCGCCCCUGCGCGGCCUCCACGCCCCGCAGACGCCCUGCCGCCCCUGCCCGGCGCCCACGCUCCACGCGUCGGGCCCGCACCACGCCCGGCGACGCCCGCUCGUGCACCCGCCCGCGGCCGGAGGCCCGCACCGCGACCACCGCCACUUCCACCGCCACCGCCGCUCGCGGGGCGGCGUCGUGCACCAGCCGGGCGAGAUGGGGGGCUCCAUCGAGAGCCUCCUCAGCUCCGCGCAGGACAUCUUCAAAGACCGAGUGGGGGCGGACGCAGCCAAGGACCUGGGGCACGAGGGCGACGGCGCCGGCGCGAACGGGGGCAGCGGGGAGGCCAGGGACGUGCACCACUUGUCGGACAACCCGCACAAGCACCUCCAGUCCACCGCCGCGUCGCUCUCGGCCAGCGUCGACUCGGACGAGCCUUCGCCGUCGGUGGGGCGGGCGGUGUACGAGGUGCUGCGCAUCGAUGGGGCCGGCAACACCCAGCGCCUGUACGUCCGGCGGCGAGACGUCCUGCGCGCGAACGGCCUCCAGCCGCGCGACCUGCGGCGCAUCGACCCCUCCAUGUCCAUCACCAAGACCUCGCCGUCGCUCACGCCCAAGGGCAAGGUCCUCCUGAUCAACGUCGGCGGCGUCCGGAUCAUCACGUCCGCGGAGAAGGCACUGCUCUUCGAGCCAACCAGCACGAGCUCCCGGCGGUUCCUCGAGCUGGUGCUCCCGAAGCUGCGGUCCGCGGACCGCCAGCGCGGCAGCCGCAACCAGGGCGGCUCCAAGCGCGGCAACAGCUCUGGGUCCUCGGUCGACUCCCAGACGCCCCCCUUCGAGCUCGAGAUCGUCGAGGCCGCGCUCAUGGUCGCGACGGGCAAGCUCGACACCAUGCUCCUCAACGCGACGAAGCGCGUGCAGGACGUACUGCAGAAGCUCCCCAUCGACACCAACCCCAUGAACCUGGAGGAGCUGCGGAAGGUCAAGGCGCAGCUCGUGGAGCUCGAGAGCCGCUCGGACACGGUGUCGACACUGCUGGAGGAGGUGCUGGACGACGAGGACGAGCUGCGGGAGUUCAACCUGACGUCGCGCCCGUCGCGGGAGGAGAAGCGGCGGAACCGGGAGCUGGUGCGGCUGGAGCGGGAGAUGCACGGGGAGCGGUGGAGGAGGGAGGAGGGGCCGUGGGGGGGCGGGGAGUACGGGGGCGUGGCGGGCGGGAACGGGCCCUGCCGCGGCGGGGACCCCGAGCACCUCAUCGAGGAGGCCAUUGAGGAGUUGGAGGACCAGGAGGAGGCGGAGAAGGAGUUGGAAGAAGUCGAGGACCUUUUCGAGUACUAUCUGCAGCGCUGCGCGUCCACGCAGUCCGAGGCCGAGCGCCUGCUCGCGGGCGCGCGCGACCUCGAAGAAUCCAUCGGCGUCUCCCUCAGUGCGCGGCGCCUCGCCGUGAUCCGUCUAGAGUUGAUGCUGUCGAUCGGGUCGUUCGCCGCGGCGAUGGGCGCCGUCAUCUCCGGGAUCUUCGGAAUGAACCUGCGGUCGACGUUCGAGAACUCGGUCGUCGGGUUCUGGGGCGUCACAGCCGCGAUCGUCGCGUGGUGCUGCUUUGUGUGCUACGCGCUGUGGAACUUCGCGCGCAGCCGGCGCAUCCUGUGA